CUACCAACCAAUAUAAAGGAAAUGUCGAGAAGGAUAGUCCGUAAGGAGGAACCUUUUUUAGCACGAUUCAAAGAGAAUCCUGAAGACAUAUGGAUGACAGCUACUGACAAUGCACAUAAAAUCUGGAACGUAAUGUACAGAUAUCUUGGUUGGAUACUAUGGCGGCUUUUUUACAUUUUUAUAGUGUUGCAUAAAGCGUUGACGAUUCAAAGGUUCGCCGACGACGAAUACAAAAUCCCGAGUGUUUCUUGGAAGGAAAUUGCGAUAUUGCUAGGUAGUCUUUAUUUGACGUGGAACUGUUUUAUGCGUUACAAGGAUUAUCAGUUUUUUUCGCGACCAGAUUUCGAAGGACCUCCGUCAAACACGAGCCAUUUCCAUUUGGCUGAUCGCGUAGCCGAAGGUCCGCCUGGAUGGGCUGAAACAGGGAUUGGUCGAUUACUAUAUCCGAUCUAUGCUGUGUUCUUUACACGACCAGAAACAUCUGAUCAAAUAUGGGUCAUGCGUACAUGGGAGCCGAGGCGUUACUUCUUACGAAGUUUUUGUUGGUUUUCGCCUGCGCAAUUAAUAAUGUACCAUAUAAUGACACCCGGGAAAGCGAUAUAUAUGUCUGCUGCUAUCCUUACCACCGCGUUUUUUCUUCGGAAACUCGUGGAUAUGUUUGAUGCAAUGUUGCAGGAUAAACAAGUGAUAUACGGGCAAAUGCUCGCGGAAUACAAUGAGAAUUUUAUCGCGCCGCGUGUAUUUGUCCCAAAAAUAUCUCAUGAGGUUCAGACUCGAGGUGGAUUUUGGGAUAAGUUGACCGAAAUAAAAUUGAAUUCGAAGGAGUCGAUAUCACACCAACCUAUUCAUGUUCAAUCAGACUCACGAUAUAAUUCUAGUAAAGACUAUCAUCAACAACCAAUUCCUCAACUUAAUUCUUUUGGCGGGAAUUCUCGUCAAUCGCGAUCAUCACACAAUAAUUUUACUGAAAGUCGUCAUACAUCAUCAAGUUCUCAAAAUUCGACCAGAAGGAACAAUGCCGCUUCCUCCUCCUCUUAUUCAGCAAGAAAUCAUCCGAUACCCAAGCAGCAUAAUACGCGCUCGAGUGCACAUGAAGCAACAUUAUCAACACCGAUUACAUUUUCAAGUUCAAUAACAACUUCCUCCAACAUUACAGCACCUCAAUAUGAAUGCCCCGCGGAUAAACCUAGUCCUUACAAAACAAAGGACAAUAUAUUUCAAUACGGAUAUGGACCAAUAUCUGACUAUGUAGAAGAUUGGCCAGCAAAAAACACUUCAA
Molecule: messenger RNA, 1279 nt
Organism: Ambispora leptoticha
Lineage: Eukaryota; Fungi; Glomeromycota; Glomeromycetes; Archaeosporales; Ambisporaceae
Source: the annotation of a GenBank genome assembly